Molecule: messenger RNA, 7580 nt
Organism: Frankliniella occidentalis (western flower thrips)
Lineage: Eukaryota; Metazoa; Arthropoda; Insecta; Thysanoptera; Thripidae
Gene: Usp32
Product: ubiquitin carboxyl-terminal hydrolase 32
Exons: 27
Coding region: 322-5181 (1619 amino acids)
Biological process (GO): protein deubiquitination
Cellular component (GO): Golgi apparatus
Molecular function (GO): cysteine-type deubiquitinase activity; calcium ion binding
Source: RefSeq, a predicted model, not a curated record
ACAUAUCUCCCCAGUGGACAAACGACCUAUGACGACUUAAGAGUUCUGUCUGAAAUUUGCACUUUGCUUGUUUAGAAUUUGGUAUUUAUGUUUGAGUAUUUCCUAGGCAUGCGCUGAUAAGGCUUAUCACUUUAAUCAUCGCUCUAGAUAGGAGAGGGGCCGUUCACAUCAUGCCAUCAGGAAUAAUUGGGUGGAAAUCCAAGAUGGAUGUGUAAUGUUUCUCACUGAACAACUUUUCUGCUGUGAUAAACAUGAGCCCAUUAAAUGGUUCCACCCUAAUUUAUUCAUUGAAGUGACUGAUUUAGAGCCAAGCACCUUGCAAUGGGCGUAAAGGACUCAAAACCUUGUUGUAUUACGUACGAAGAUGCUGUCCGGAGAGUGAGUGAGUCAGAAUUAAAGCGUAUCAGAGAAGCAUUUAAACGUGUUUCCAAUGUCAGUGGCUUCAUUUCCAAGUCAUCCUUUCUUAAGGAAGUUCUUGGAGAAGGUGUUCCACGAAAUAUUGCAGAACACAUCUUUUCAGCAUCUGGGGGCACACAGAAAGGCAUUGCAUUCAAAGAACUUCUGUGCGGUUUGGUUCUCCUAACCCGGGGAAAAGAAGAGGAAAAGAUUAAAUUUCUGUUUAACUUGUACUCCAAUGAUCCUGGAACUUAUGUUUUACGAGAGGAUAUUGAAAGGCUACUUGCAGCAUGUGAAAAUGGCAGGAAGCCCCUGGAGCUUUCUCAUCUUUUUCAAGAUCGAGAUAGAGCCACUUGGGAGGAGUUUCGUGACUGGGUUCUAUCAAAUUCUAACGCCACAUCCCUCAGUAGGUGGCUGCUCUCUGAACCUUGUUCUGUCUCUCUCAGUAACGAACAUGAAACUCCAACAUUUUAUCAAACCCUUGCUGGGGUUACACAUUUGGAAGAAAAGGACAUUAUUGAAUUGGAAAAGCGAUAUUGGGUCCUGAAAGGACAGUCUAGCACUGGUCGGCUCGAUCUUGAAACUCUGGGGCCAUUACUAAGCCCACCUGUCCCACUGUCAGUCUGCUCUGGCGUUUUUGGAGCCUUUGAUGAGAAUAGAGAUCAACAUAUUGAUUUUAAAGAGAUGGCUUGUGGAAUAUCUGCUGCCUGCCGAGGCCCUACAACUGAACGGCAAAAAUUUUGCUUCAAAGUAUUUGAUAGUGAUAGAGAUGGUAUUUUGUCACCUGAAGAGUUAAAGCAUAUGGUGGAUGUUUUGUUGUUUGUUCGACAAGAAAGUAGAUCCAAAGAUGACACUAGUUUUAAUGACGAGUCAAGCAAUCCUGAGACAAUUAUCUCAGAUAUUAAAAAAUAUGCCAGUAAUGAGGGUCUCACUUUAGAAGAAUAUCUGAUAUGGACAGUUGACAACAAUCUCUCAUCGCACUUUCUAAACCUGCUCUUUCAAGUUUGUCAUGUAGUUCUUGGUCUAAGGCCGCAAUCUAGACAAGAGGAAGGAUCUAUUGUAAAUGGAUGGCUUGAAAGGGAGGAGAAGCGUGGAUAUAUUGUUGGUCAAUUCUGGUAUUUAGUGGCAAUGGAUUGGUGGAAAGCAUGGAAUGAAUAUGUUUCCAUGCCGUACCCAGCCAUUACUCAAACUAGUGUGCUUGAAUAUUCCCUUGGUGUGGAUGCUGCUACUCCAGCUGGAAGUUUAGAGCUACAGACACCCUCUCUCACCAGUAGCAAUGGUAGUGGAACAAGUGGCAUCAGCAGUAUUGGUGCUCCUAUUAGAACAAAAUUAACAGAAUCUACAAAUUCACUUACUCAUUUGACACUGGACUGCCCCAGUAUCACUUCUAGUCCAACUCACUCACCAAGGCCUAACAGACGAUAUGUAGUGGGACAGAGAAUGCCCCAAAAACCUGGAGCCAUAGAUAAUUUAGGGCUAGUGGCAACUCCCAUGCAAAGAGUACUGUCACUUACUGGAGAGGGUGGAAAACUGAAAAAAAAUCUUAUACUCCGAAGAUGGCAAGAUUUUGAACUUGUACCUGAUUCAUUGUGGAAAGCACUUCAUCAAUGGUAUGGUGGUGCCCCUGCCCUGCCAAGACAAGUCAUUAAGCCCCAAAAUAGCUCUCAGGUUGAGUUAGAGCUUUAUCCAUUAACAAUACGUCUUUUGAGACACCAAAAUCAACCUUCUCGUCCAGGACCUCAAACCACCUGGACUGGUAUGGUUGGGGGGUAUGGUGCAGCUGCUCUCAGUACUACAGGCUAUGCAUAUGUUUCAAACCUUACUCAACCCAAGCGUUACCUUGCUCACAGUGCUACAUUUAGUCGAAUGGCAACUGUGAAGGAAGUGUAUGACUUUCUAAGUCAGAGACUUAGGAUACGCCCAGAAGAUAUGAGGCUUUGGCAUUUUAAGGAUGAGAGUAACAUGAUCGUUCUGGAAGAUGAGGAGGCAUCAUUAGAAGAUCUUCGUAUUGUGGAUGAAGAUCAGCUGCUGAUUGAAGUUCGCAAUAAAGACCUCACUUGGCCUGAAGAAAUGGGAGGACUUCAGGACAGAAGACGGUCAUCUUCAGGUAGAAAUCACAUCAUUCCUGCGGAGAAAGGAGCAACAGGCCUCAAUAAUCUUGGAAACACUUGCUUUAUGAAUGCAGCUCUUCAGUGUGUCAGUAACACUCGAUCACUCACUCAGUAUUUUACUGGAAACAUGCAUCUUUAUGAGCUUAACAGAACAAAUCCAUUAGGUAUGAAAGGUCAUAUUGCAAAGAGAUACGGGGACUUGAUUCAAGAUAUUUGGAGCGGCUCAGCUAAAACCAUCGCUCCCCUCAAACUUAGAUGGACCAUUGGAAAGUAUGCCCCAAGGUUUAAUGGAGAUCAGCAGCAUGAUUCACAAGAACUCCUUGCAUUUCUUUUAGAUGGCUUGCAUGAAGACUUGAACCGUGUUCAUGACAAGCCAUAUACAGAACUUAAAGACAGUGAUGGACGCUCAGAUGUUACUGUUGCUCAAGAGGCCUGGGAAAAUCACAUUUUGCGUAAUAAAUCUAUAAUAGUUGACUUAUUUCAUGGUCAACUUAAGUCAAAGGUGAUAUGCAAGGUGUGCUCUCAUGAAAGUGUUAGGUUUGAUCCUUUCAACUAUCUAUCAUUACCACUUCCCAUGGAGUCUUAUGUGUACAUUCAAGUAAUAGUUAUACGUCUUGAUGGCUCGGUUCCUGUUAAGUAUGGACUCAGACUUAAUAUGGAUGGAAAGUAUGCUCAACUCAAAUUACAACUAGCUCAGUUAUGUGAUGUUUCAUCUCACCUUCUGUGCUUGGCUGAAGUAAACCAAGCUCAAAUUAAGAAUGUACCAUCUGAUGAUCAAAAAAUUAAGACACCUGUGGCAGGCUCCCUCUAUGCAUAUGAACUUCCUGCCUCAGAAAAUUCUAGCAGCUUUGAUGAUGAACGCUCAUCAUUAUGCUCAACACGCUCUCAAAGGGAAGGGCAAACUCUUGUGGCAAUUCAGCGUACUGUAACUCCACGUUCUGUUCCCUCAGGUGGUGCAAGUGUUUUGAAUGGCCACGCUAAUGAAGAAACGGCGAGCGUGUGGUCGGGCUCCGGUAGUCGGCCCGCCCCCCGCCCGGCCGGUGAGGUAAGACUCUGGCCAACGACUUUCUGCAUGCCUGCACUCUUGUGCUUUAAGAGCCCGUCUUCACCUCCAAGGGAUAAAGAAUCUAAAGACAGCCCAGAUGCUGAAUCUGAAGACUCUGGUUUGCCCACAUCCACUGCAAGUUUACCACUGGCACCAUGCAGUAGCCAAGGAUCUGCAAGCAGUGGUAGCUUGUGCGAUAUGGAUGUUGGAUUACCCUCUCAUACUGGUUACAUUGUUGCAGUACAUCGGAAAAUGAUCCGACAAGAUGUAUACUUCAUGUCAUCACAGAAGACAAAACCAAGUCUCUUUGGGCUACCUAUUGUUGUACCAUGUUCAGAAAAUACUACUCAUCAGGAUUUGUAUCAGUCAGUCUGGGUUCAAGUAGCCAGAUUAGUGUCCCCUCUUCCACCAACUGACCCUGCAGUUUCCAAUCAUGCUCAGGAUUGUGAUGACAGCUUAGGCUAUGAAUUUCCUUUCAUCUUAAAAGCUGUCAAUUCAACAGGAGUGCAGUGCGCCUGGUGUCAAUGGUAUAUUUUCUGUCGGGGCUGCAGAAUACAAUGCAACGACACUGAAUUUAAAAUGAGUAGUAGCUACCUUGCUGUUGAUUGGGAUCCCACAGCUCUUCACCUGCGCUAUCAAACGUCACAAGAACGGGUCUUUAAGGAGCAUCCGUCAGUUGCCCAAACACGACAACAGCAAUCAAGCCCGAUUGAAUUAGAUUCUUGCCUUGAGGCUUUCACCAAAGAAGAGCAUCUUGCUGAUGAUGAAAAAUAUUAUUGCUCAAAGUGCCGCGACCAUCAACUUGCAAGUAAAAAGCUUCAGAUCUGGAGGUUGCCUCCUAUUUUGAUUGUUCAUCUUAAACGCUUUCAAUUCGUUGGUGGAAAAUGGGUUAAAUCACAGAAAGUAGUAAAUUUCCCAUAUGAUCAUUUCAACCCGACUUCAUACCUUGCUGCCGUUCCUAAGCAAACUGUCAUAAGACAUCAUCAGUUGAAAACUGAGAACUGUCAAAAUGAAGGCUCUCACCAUGAUCUAAACAUUGCUGAGGAAGGGGACUGUGGACGAGUAUCUACUCCUCUUAACAAUUUGAAUGAUGGUUCACGAAAACACUCCGCUUAUCGCAAAUCUUCCAAGGCAGACACCAUAUGGGAAGGCGAAAAUGAACGGGGAGACAUGGCUAAUGGAGAUCUUGGCGCAAGCAAAGAUGUUCUCAGGCCAACCGAGACAAUUAAGGUUGGCAGGGAGCGUCUUGUUUCAACAUCUUUAACUCAGUCACCUGUCGUUGAUUCAGCCUUGCAAGACUUCCAUCAACACCGUCUAUUACCUGGGGUAGACCCAUUUGAUUUGAAAUACCGUCUUUAUGCUGUUGUUUGCCACUCUGGAAUUUUAGGUGGUGGUCAUUAUGUAUCAUAUGCGUGCAAUCCAAAUGGCAAGUGGUAUUGUUAUAAUGACAGCAGUUGUAGGGAAGUCACUACCAAUCAAAUGGACACAAGUUCAGCAUAUAUGUUGUUUUAUGAAAGAGAAGGCCUCUGCCAGGAUCAGUAUAUGCCUAAUGUUGUUGGAAAAGUCCCUGAUAGAGCAGAUUUGGAUGAUGAUCUUGACUCAGAUUUGAAACGUUGCUGUCUCAUGUGAACGCUGCUGCAUGUUUCUUGAUUUUAAGUUAGGCUUCACAACAAGGCUUGGCCAUGUAUCACUCUACCUGCCAUAAGUGCAAAUGCUCUUCUUGCACCAUCAUUGAUAUUGAACUUCCAACCGUAAUGACUAGAUUUGAUUACAAUUGGUUAUGGAUUUCAAAGAAGUUAUAUAUUUUGUAUAUUUAUUAUAUUUAUAGCUAAAAUUGUUGUGCUUUAACUAAAUUAGGAUGGGACAGCUCAUAUUUGCUUGAAUAUUGGAUGUCUUGUGAUACCUCGUAAGCUAUUAUUUAUUUUCAUGAAGGAAGCAUUCCCUGUUGUAGUUGUUUCCCUAAACUGCUGUUGUGUAUAAAGCUGCAAAUAGUAUCACAGCAUCUAAAUGUAUAAGGUUUUAUGUAAACUGAACAAUUUAGGGGACUUAAGGAGUAAAUAUUUAGCUAACGGUCAAACUCCCAUUGUGAUAUUUAAAUGUAAAUUAGAACUACCUGUUUGGGCUAUGUGCAAAGCAGACCCAAAUUCUUACAAUGGAAGGGGAAGUGAUAAGAGAGUGGAAGUGUGUGUUGAAUCAUGUAGCUCUUAUUUCAAAGAAAUGCUUUCUUGUCAAGCAAUAAUUUUUGUUUAAAAUCCUGCUAUGGUUAUUUUGAAUUUAAACAUAAUUUCAAGAGACUUAUCAGCGGGUUCUAAGGUGUUGUUUGUUUCUUUCUCUCAUGCAUCCCAAGUCAUAGCAAAUGAGCUUUAUGUGAUAGAUUGGAUUUGUUACAAUUUAAUGUAAAGUAAAUCAACCUUUAGUCUCACUUUUUAAAUUGUGCCAUAUUGAAAUAGCAUGAGUGAGAAUUUAUCUUGAGCUGGUGGAAUAUUGUGUAAAACAGGGUGCAUCAUCAUUGCAUUUGUAGCCCGAACAUUCCUGUGUCACUAUGACUACAAAUAACCUUAUGGCUCUCCCAGUUUUAAUACUUGCAGUUGUUAUAGAAAGCAGGAGUUAGUCAUCUUUCAGCCGUUAUAACUCUGCCUUGAAUCGUUAAAUUUUAAAACUAUUGUUGGUUUAUGUGUAAUAAUACAUGAAGAAGCUUGAUUCAAGAGAUAUCUUGUUUUAUUCUUGUUAUGAAUUGUUGAUAUAUUUUAUGCAGUAUUUUAGGCACUUCCUCUGGAAACCCUGUUUGAUUUUACUAUGUUUAUUAUUUUAAGUAUAGUUUUUGUGCUGAUUAUGUUUAUUUAAAAGUCAUAAGCCAGGCAUUGCUGAAAAUUUCCAAAUAAAUUUAUUUCUAUUGAAGUAUUGUAAAACUGUCUUCAAAAUGACUCUAGUCUAUUUGUGUUCAAAUCAGUUAUAUUGAGUCUUAAAAAUUGUAUUAGGGUAUUCUACAUUGAAUUCACUGGGAAUAUUUUAGUGUGCCAUGCUUACUUGCCUCAUAAGGAAAAAUCAUUAUUGAUUAACUGUCUGGUUCCUCUGUUUGAUUGCAUAUCUCUAUUCUCACCAACUAUCUUUCAGUUGUUGAGUCAUGACAUGUGUAUGCUCACUAUAAUCAGGGCUGGUGUAGCUGAGGUCCAAGCACUGAUAUUUUAAUAUGUGAUACUUUUAAGUUUAUUCAAUAAGCUUUUUGUGUAUGAAUCAUCAUUCUUGUAGUACAUAGCUUGAUUGGUUCCUCCUGCUUUUGAGCCUGGACCUAACAAGCCUAUUCCUCAGCACCGAGAAAACAACUUUAGAGAAGAGACCCCAAUUAUACCUAAAAAUAGAUAAAAUUGUACAUAGGUUGAUUUAUAACUGCUUUGGAAGUGUCUUUCAGACUCACACUUGCAAGCAAUUCAUAUGUAUGUCUGUUCUGUCUUUGUUAUCUUGUGGUUAAGUAUAUCCUUGAUAUUCCUAGCAAAUAACCUUGAUUUUUUUCUGGUCCAUCCCAUAUAUAUCCAAUAUUUUUCUUUUAUGUAGUUGUAUUCAGAGGAUUUUUAUCUUUUCUAAAAUUUAUUUUGCAUUCGGCAGAUGAUUUAGAGCUCACCACAAUGCAUGUAUACCGAACUCUUCUCUUGUGUGUUCUGAACGCUUCAUUUGCUUAAGUGAAUCUGAACAGCAUCAAUCUGCAGUAAUCAAAUGUUUAUAUGAUUGAUCUACAAUACGCCAUUUUAUAACAGAGGCAAGGUAUGGCUGCACACUCAUAAUUUGGUUGUAAUUGAUGCAUUUCAAUGUAGUCUUCAGAUAAAGUUUAGACUUAUGGUAUGUCAUCUCAUUCCAUUGCAAUUGUGUGUUUUUAAAGGGUUCAAUUUGUUAUUGCAAUUGGAUAUAAUGCAAAACAAGUAAAAAAAGACAAUGUAUGAUCGUUUUAUUAGUGCAUCCAACCAUUAUGACUGUUGGUUUGUACCUUAAUGUUAUCACUCUAUGGAAAAAAUUAUAUGUGUUACACCAAAUAA